This is a messenger RNA of Sclerotinia borealis F-4128, 1200 nucleotides long. NCBI's taxonomy places the organism in Eukaryota, Fungi, Ascomycota, Leotiomycetes, Helotiales, Sclerotiniaceae. The record is from the annotation of a GenBank genome assembly.
AUGGUAUCACGGGCGCACGAGACUGAGCCGAUAGGAGGCUUUGCUAGGAACACUUUGAGGAGUUCUGCCGGUAUGGCGGAUCUCUCCAACAGCGAGUAUACUACGGGACGCUGGCCUGCCAUCUGGGAUAGUCGCACUCGAGGCACGAAACUCAAAGCACUUGAACCACUGGUUUCAUUCGCCUCUCGACCAAUACUGACACCCUUGCACUUCUCACCGGGUUGCUACACUAACCCAACCAAAGGUGUCAAGAAAGAGACAGCUGCUGAAGAGUUCAAGGAAUGGUGGAGUUUACUCCUGGAGGACCAUACCACAGUCUUCUCCGAUGGCUCAGAGCAAUACGAUCAGGGCAAGUUCAUUGGCUAUGGAUACGCUAUCUACAAAGGACAGGCACUAGUUGGCUCCGGAUAUGGAGCUAUCAAUAUAAUAUCCUAUGUAUUCGAUGCAGAAGCAAUAGGAGCCCUCAAAGGCCUACAAUACAUUGUUCGAUUAACAACGGACAAACAAACCCUAAUCACGAUAUGUAUCGAUAGUACCUCAGUCAUUUGGUGUAUCUGUACAAACGCAGUUGCCUUGUUACAAUGGGCUUUCCUCGAAUGCUAUGGAAUAAUAGAAACUCGAGAUAUCAAUAUCCGCUGGUCCUCUGGCUACAUUGGUAUCGAAGGAAACGAACAGGCUGACCGAUUGGCAGACCUCGGUGCUAAGAGUGGACGAGUAUCAGAAGAUAACUGCGCUCACCCCACAAUCAGUGAUAUUGGAUCAAUAGCAUGCCUUUCAAAACGAAACACAACCUACAAUUGGUGGUGUAUUGCUAAGAACUCUCUAUCGGCAACAUAUUCGAAAUGGGAACUGGAAUACUCUAUCAAGGAGCCCCCCGAGCUCACACUCCCAAGAGGGAUAUUCCAUCGACUCCUAGCAAUGUGUAUUGGCCACGGAGACUUUUCUUUCUACCACUGCCGCUUCCAGUACACUGAUGCCGAACUCAACUGUAUAUAUGGUUACAACAAAACACCAGAUCACAUAUUCUUCUGUGACUACUCGGUCCGAAAGUUUAGGAAAUGGCCCAACAGGGCUCCUUUCCCACCAGCCAACAAGCAACAAGGGAUGGACUACAUCAAAAGCCUGUUUGGAAAGCCGAAAGACUUUGCAGACUUCCUUAAACAAACCAGGUGCUUCGAACACCCCUAUCAAGCUGUAUAA